Molecule: messenger RNA, 907 nt
Organism: Rosa rugosa (rugosa rose)
Lineage: Eukaryota; Viridiplantae; Streptophyta; Magnoliopsida; Rosales; Rosaceae
Product: monooxygenase 2-like
Exons: 2
Coding region: 149-805 (218 amino acids)
Molecular function (GO): FAD binding
Source: RefSeq, a predicted model, not a curated record
CAACACUAUGACUGAAUAGGUUUUGGUUGGAUGUGAUGGAGUAAACUCAGUGGUUUCAAAAUGGCUGGGCUUCAAGCCGCCGGUCUUUACAGUAAGAUCUGCCGUUCGAGGUAGUGCUGAGUUCAAGAGCAGCCAUGAGUUUGAUCCCAUGUUCAUGCAGUACUUUGGGAACGGUGUCAGAUCUGGUGUAGUUCCUUGUGAUGAUAAAAAUGUUUACUGGUACUUCACUUGGUCUCCCUCCAGCCAAGAGAAAGAGCUAGAAGAAAACCCAGCUCAGUUGAAGCAAUAUGUGUUAAGCAAGCUCGGAAAGGUAUCAGAUGAAGUACGGGCCGUUGUGGAAAACACCGAUUUGGAUGCUUUUAUAUCCUCUCCAUUGAGAUAUAGGCAUCCUUGGGAACUUAUUUGGGGAAAUAUUAGCAAAGGUAAUGUAUGUGUAGCCGGAGACGCGCUCCACCCCAUGACCCCAGACAUUGGACAAGGUGGCUGUGCUGCAUUAGAGGACGGUCUUGUAUUAUCAAGGUGUCUUGGUGAGGCUUUGUUGAACAAUAGGAGCCAAGAAAUUAGAGAUGAAGGUGAACAAGGAAAAGAGGAAUAUAAAAUGAUUGAAAGAGGGUUGAAUAAGUAUGCCAGUGAGAGGAGAUGGAGAAGUUUUGAUCUUAUUAGUACAGCUUAUGUGGUUGGUUUUUUACAGGAGGCUGAUGGAAAAAUAAUGACUUUCUUGAGGGACAAGUUUUUCUCUCAAAUCCUGGCCGGGUUGCUGUUGAAGAAGGCUGAUUAUGAUUGUGGUAAGCUCAGAAGCUUUUAACUGCAAUGAGCAAUGAUACAUCCUCUGUAUAAUGUUUAUCAAGAUUGCAAGUAUUAUUAUAUAUCUGUCAUAUUUGUAAUUCUAAUAAUCCUAUGUAAUAUG